AGUUGGCAGGGUGGAGAGCCUCGGAGCGAGACUGCGGGAGGCGAUGCCGGCGGGCUUCUGAGUGACUUGGGGAAAGUGAGGAAAACCCCAAAAUGGAGGACUUCGCUCCCCGGACCUAUGGCACCAGUAGUGGCCUGGACAACAGACCUCUCUUCGGAGAGACGUCGGCCAAGGAUCGAAUCAUCAAUUUAGUUGUUGGCGGCUUCACAUCCUUAUUGAUUCUUGUAACGCUGAUCAGUGCUUUUGUUUUCCCUCAACUACCUCCAAAACCAUUGAAUAUAUUUUUUGCUGUCUGCAUCUCUUUGAGCAGUAUUACUGCCUGCAUACUUAUCUACUGGUAUCGACAAGGAGACUUAGAACCGAAAUUUAGAAAUCUAAUUUACUAUAUCUUAUUUUCUAUCAUCAUGUUAUGUAUAUGUGCGAACCUGUAUUUCCAUGAUGUGGGAAAGUGAAGCUACCAAGGAGAAAUACUGACCAUGUCUCUUCAAAGUUGUGUUUUAAAGACUUAAGAGCUUGAUGAGGUAUGCUGAACUCUCCUGUAGGAGUCUGAUCCAUGAUCCUCUUGUUUAUUGUAAAUCUAAUUCCGUCUUUCAGGGGAGAAACUUCAUAAAUAACUUUGCUUUUUCGUUAAGGAGCCGAUGUUGCAUUUAUAAACAUCCCAAAAGCACAAGUACUUUCCACUUUUGAAAUGAAAACUUUUUAUA
Molecule: messenger RNA, 704 nt
Organism: Sorex fumeus (smoky shrew)
Lineage: Eukaryota; Metazoa; Chordata; Mammalia; Eulipotyphla; Soricidae
Gene: TMEM243
Product: transmembrane protein 243
Exons: 4
Coding region: 93-452 (119 amino acids)
Source: RefSeq, a predicted model, not a curated record